Panonychus citri (citrus red mite) is the source of this 3046-nucleotide messenger RNA. RefSeq lists its product as uncharacterized. Gene Ontology annotation, biological process: protein peptidyl-prolyl isomerization. The record is from RefSeq and is a predicted model, not a curated record. Lineage: Eukaryota; Metazoa; Arthropoda; Arachnida; Trombidiformes; Tetranychidae. The coding region runs from base 11 to 2884 and encodes 957 amino acids. Gene Ontology annotation, cellular component: nucleus. The transcript has 6 exons. Gene Ontology annotation, molecular function: peptidyl-prolyl cis-trans isomerase activity; RNA binding.
UCCAUUGACAAUGUCGGUUGUCAUUGAAACAAGUGUUGGUGAUUUAACCAUCGAUUUGUUGAUUGAAGAGAGACCCAAAUGUUGUUAUAAUUUUCUUAAAUUGUGUAAAAUGAAAUAUUACAAUUUCUGUAUUUUCCAUAGAAUAGAGAAAGAUUUUAUCGCUCAAACUGGUGAUCCUUCUGGAACUGGCAAGGGUGGACAAUCAAUUUUCGCUUUCCUUGAUGGUGGAUCAGUUAAAUUUUUCCGUAAGGAAAUGGUUCCAAAAGUUAAUCAUACCCGAUUAGGAACAGUUUCCAUGGUUAAUAAUGGUGAUGAUUUACAUGGAUCCCAAUUCUUUUUCACUCUACGAGAAAAUUUAGAUUAUCUUGAUGGUAAUCAUACUGUUUUCGGUUAUGUGGUUGAAGGUUUGGAAACACUUACCAAGAUGAACGAGCUAUUUUUCUCUGACAUAAUCAUAACCCAUUCCAUAAUUUUAGCUGAUCCUUUUGAUGAUCCUCCUGAUUUGAUAAAACAAUAUCCUGAUUCUUCACCAGAACCAUCAGAUGAAAUUAUCGCAAAAAUAUGUAUCGCUCACAAUAUUGACGAAAAGCCCGAAAUGGAUCCCAAGGUACAAGAAAGUAAAGCAGCGGCGACCAUUUUGGAAAUGAUUGGAGAUUUACCCUCGGAAGAUGUUAAACCACCCGAUAAUGUCCUGUUCGUCUGUAAACUUAAUCCAGUUACUAAAGAGGAAGAUUUAGAAGUGAUUUUCUCACGAUUUGGUAAAAUAACGGAAUGUGAAAUAAUCAGAGAUCAAAAAACGGGAGAUUCCUUACAAUACGCUUUCAUUGAAUUCGAAGAGGUCGAAGCCUGUGAAAAGGCUUAUUUCAAAAUGGAUAAUGUUUUAAUUGAUGAUCGCCGAAUUCACGUUGAUUUCAGUCAAUCUGUUGCUAAGUACAAAUGGCAUCGAAAAUCAGCUCUAAAGAGAAACCAAGGUGCCAAAUCGGUAACCAAAGAGAGAAGUCCAGUAACAAGAUCGAGAGAUCGUCCCCAUGAGGGAAAUAAUAGUGACCAUCGAAGAGGUCACAAAGAUUAUUUUGAUGUUAGGGAGAUUCCAAGACGUAAAGAAUAUUCCAAAGAUGAGCAUAGACGAUAUGAAAGAAAUCGUGAUAGAGAUCGAGAUCGAGAGGGAGAAAGUCGAAGGGAUGAUAAUCGAAAGAAAGAUCGAGAUACAUAUUAUAAAGAUAGAAAAUACGAGAAAGAUGAUAGUUCUAAACGACGAGAUCGAAGUCGAAGUCGAGAUCAUCAUAGAGAUCGAGAUAGAAGUUAUCGAAAAGAUAGUGACUAUGACAAAGAUCUCAGAAGAGAUCGAGAAAAGGAUCGACUUAAAGAUCGUCACAAUGAUCGUGAUCGUGAUCGAGGAAAAGUUAAUCUUCUUGAAAUUCGAAAGGAAUCUUACAUUUCAGUUACUGUUAAAGCCUUCAUGACGGCCUAUCUGUCCAAUGAAUUGAUUGAACUUCUUGAGAAAAUUGUUGAUGUUUUCAUGGAAUCAAAUUCGUCUUCUAGAAAUGUGUCGUUAGCUAUAAAUACGCUUCAAUAUAAUACUUUACGGGACAUUUUUAAACGGCCUAUGCGAAAUAACCAAGGACGUAUUGCCAAUCCAAUUAAUAUUGAGGUACUUUCCUAUUCGCUGACUAUUUUGGAUGAUGGCGAUAGGGUUUUCAACCAUUAUCUAACCUUUACGGUGUAUCGAAACUAUGUGAACACGAAUGGACAUAACCGUCCAUUACUUACCAGGCGGGCAAUUGAAGAAAUGGUAUCCUUGGGUUUUGUAUGGGACUAUUAUUAUCCUGUUAAUUAUGGCCCUGUUAAUUAUGGAAAUGAUGAGAAAUCCAAUCCAAUCAACCAUUUAGUAACUGGCAUUGAUAAUCUGCAAUUAGGUCCUUUCAUCAAACAAGAAUCAUCUGUUUUUACAUUGAAUCGAGCUCAAAAGUCUUUAUUCAAAGGCCUUCACCUUCGGAAAUCUUCAACUUGCAUUGAUUGGUCGUGUUUGGCGGUUAUGUUCAACUUACUCGAAGACAAAUUCGAUGUUUAUUGGUCCUGUCAUUCAGUUUUUUCUGCUUAUAACGAGUUUUUUCAAAAAGGCCAUAAAAAUAAAGAGCCUUCCGACUACAUCUAUCCUAAUGUCCUGUUCGUCUGUAAACUUAAUCCAGUUACUAAAGAGGAAGAUUUAGACGUGAUUUUCUCACGAUUUGGUAAAAUAACAGAAUGUGAAAUAAUCAGAGAUCAAAAAACGGGAGAUUCCUUACAAUACGCUUUCAUUGAAUUCGAAGAGGUCGAAGCCUGUGAAAAGGCUUAUUUCAAAAUGGAUAAUGUUUUAAUUGAUGAUCGCCGAAUUCACGUUGAUUUCAGUCAAUCUGUUGCUAAGUACAAAUGGCAUCGAAAAUCAGCUUCAAAGAGAAACCAAGGUGCCAAAUCGGUAACCAAAGAGAGAAGUCCAGUAACAAGAUCGAGAGAUCGUCGCCAUGAGGGAAAUAAUAGAGACCAUCGAAGAGGUCACACUGAUUAUUCUGAUGUUAGGGAGAUUCCAAGACGUAAAGAAUAUUCCAAAGAUGAGCAUAGAAGAUAUGAAAGAAAUCGUGAUAGAGAUCGAGAGGGAGAAAGUCGAAAGGAUGAUAAUCGAAAGAGAGAUCGAGAUACAUAUUAUAGAGAUAGAAAAUACGAAAAAGAUGAAAGUUCUAAACGACGAGAUCAAAGUCGAAGUCGAGAUCAUCAUAGAGAUCGAGAUAGAAGUUAUCGAAAAGAUCGUGACUAUGACAAAGAUCUCAGGAGAGAUCGAGAAAGGGAUCGACUUAAAGAUCGUCACAAUGAUCGUGACCGUGAUCGAGGAAAAAUUAAUCGUCGUUGAACAAUUUACUUACGCAAUUGUAAUUAACUCAAUCCAAUUCAUCCAAUCAUCGGACCGAACAUAAUUGUAAUAUAAUUUAUUGAAAAAUGAUCAAAUUUAAGAAAAAAAAUAUAAUUUAUUACAACUUAAAAAUGAAAAUUAAAACAUUACAUUGUAUCUUUU